UUAAUUUUCCCCGGUUUCAACAUAGCCAGCACAACCCUCACGCAUACUCAGGCCUUUGGGAAUUCACCAUGAACCAGCAAAGGACUCGUCCUAUCCAAAAGCUUGCCAAAGCAGUCUCACAAUGCUCUGUAGAGGCCACGUCUUAUGGUAAAUGCAUUGUUGCUGACUACAACGCUGUACACAAAGACAAGUGUGUUAAGGAGUUUAUGAGGCUUAAAGACUGUUAUUUGGCAGCAUCAAAGAAAUCAUAGCUUGCUUUUACGGGUAGCUGUCAUAAAUAUUGAACACUGUCAUAAAUGUAUUACUCAUUCAAUCUUUGCAUUGAACACUGUC
Fusarium graminearum PH-1 is the source of this 333-nucleotide messenger RNA. RefSeq lists its product as uncharacterized. Gene Ontology annotation, biological process: mitochondrial respiratory chain complex I assembly. Lineage: Eukaryota; Fungi; Ascomycota; Sordariomycetes; Hypocreales; Nectriaceae. The transcript has 3 exons. The record is from RefSeq and is a predicted model, not a curated record. The coding region runs from base 69 to 251 and encodes 60 amino acids. Gene Ontology annotation, cellular component: mitochondrion.